GGCAGCUGGGUGGCCCCAGUUCCCGGGCAUCAGCAGCACUGCCACUGCACACCGAGCAGGUGCCAGCCAGUGCUCCUCCAGGCCCGCGCCCUCUCCAGCGUCUGCUUCGUCUUGGGACUUCCUCUGCCUGUGGCUGCUCAAAGAUCUCUUCAUUUCACACUCUUGGGGCUUUCCAGCUGUCUUUCUGUUACUGAUCUGUACCUUCAUUCUGUGCGGGGCAGAGAAGGUGUGAUACUGUCGGGCACACCGAGAAAGAUGCCAUUGACCUCUCCCACUGGGAAACCUGUGUCCGCGUGCUGGCAGUGAGGCCUGGGCAGGCAAGGCCCCUCGCAGUGCAGCCCGCGGGCAGCAGGAUCCUGUGCGCCGCCGCCCCAUGCCUGCUGUGGUGUUGCUGCCACACCUGUCGAGUCCUGCAGGGGGCCAGGUUGCAGGAGGGGCUGUCCAGGCCCUCCCACAUGCCAGCAUCCCACUUUGCUGCCCGCUGCCGCCUCAGCUGCUGUUGAUCAACCUGGCCCAGCAGGACCGGUGGCAGUCCUCUCCCAGCCAGCUAUACCGGCUGAGGCGCAGCCUAGGGUUCCCUUGCCCAUCUCAGGUCCGAGGCUGCAGGGCUGCCUGAGGUGGGGGCUGGGCCCAGAUUCCAGAGGAUGCUCCUGGUCUGCCAUCAGAAUCCCCUGGGCCUGGCUCUGGGUCCCCUGCAUGUGUCCCCAGGGUGCCCACAUAACACGGACCGGGAGGUCAGGGUGCUCUGGCCUGGCUGUGGCUGGCAGCAGUGGGAAGUCUGGUGGACUGCAGUGGCCGCCUGAGCCCCAGGUCCCGUGCCCUCGGCGCCCCCGGGGCUGCCAGCUCUCACAUCUCCCUGCCCAUGCCCUGCAGGCCUGGUGCCCAUGCCAGGAUGCCGGCAGUAGGCGGGGCAUCAGGCACAAUGCACCUUGGUGGCAAAGCCCCAGGAGUCAGGUUCAGGCCACAGCAGGUUGAGGGGUUGGCCUCAGCUCCAGGGGUGCCUUUGCCCCUUCUGUGUUAGCAGGCAGGGACUCAAGGAGGCCCAGGACCUAGACAGGACCCCAGUCCAGCAUGGAGGGAAGGCUCCGGCUCCCCAGAGGACUUCCACUUUCCUGGGUCCGCCCCAGAGCCACUGGGCUGGCCAAUCAAGGCAGGCCAGCAGGGACUGUCCCCUUCGGGAGGACCCGGAACCCAUCAGGAAGUGCACAGCCUCUCUCCCUAGGCCAGCAGCAUCGCAGACAUCCUGACAGCUGCAGCCAGGGCCGGCGGGCAGGUGGCUCCACAGGACCCUGAGCCGCCCUGACCCCAGCCCUCCACCAUGUCGGACUAUGAGAACGAGGAUGAGUGCUGGAGCACCCUGGAGGGCUUCCGAGUGAAGCUCAUCUCUGUCAUUGACCCUUCGCGCAUCACCCCCUACCUGAGGCAGUGCAAGGUCCUGAACCCAGAUGACGAGGAGCAGGUGCUCAGUGACCCCAACUUGGUCAUCCGCAAGCGCAAAGUGGGUUUGCUCCUGGACAUACUGCAGCGGACCGGCCACAAAGGUUAUGUGGCCUUUCUGGAGAGCCUGGAGCUCUACUACCCACAGCUGUACAAGAAGGUCACUGGCAAGGAGCCGGCACGAGUCUUCUCCAUGAUCAUUGACGCAUCCGGGGAGUCAGGCCUGACGCAGCUACUGAUGAGCGAGGUCAUGAAGCUGCAGAAGAAGGUGCAAGACCUUACAGCGCUGCUGAGCUCCAAGGACGACUUCAUCAAGGAGCUGCGCGUGAAGGACAGCCUGCUGCGCAAGCACCAGGAGCGCGUGCGGCGCCUCAAGGAGGAGUGCGAGGCGGGCGCGCUCGACCUCAAGCGCUGCAAGGAUGAGAACUACGAGCUGGCCAUGAGGCUGGCCCGCCUGAGCGAGGAGAAGGGCACUGCGCUCAUGCGCAACCGGGACCUGCAGCUGGAGGUGGACCGGCUGCGACACAGCCUCAUGAAGGCGGAGGACGACUGCAAGGUGGAGCGCAAGCACACGCUGAAGCUGCGGCACGCCAUGGAGCAGCGGCCCAGCCAGGAGCGCAUGUGGGAGCUGCAGCAGGAGAAGGCCCUGCUGCAGGCGCGGGUGCAGGAGCUCGAGGCUGCAGCGCAGGAGGGGAGGCGGGAGCGGAGCAGCCCCUACAUCCAAGUGCUGGAGGAGGACUGGCGCCAGGCGCUGCGCGAGCACCAGGAGCAAGCCACCACCAUCUUCACCCUACGCAGAGACCUCCGCCACGCAGAGGCUCUCCGUGCCCGGUGCUCAGAGGAGAGGGAGAUGACGGAGCUGCAGUGCCUGGCCCUGCGCAAGGACUCCAAGAUGUACAAGGAGCGCAUCGAGGCCAUCCUGCAACAAAUGGAAGAGGUCGCCUUCGAGCGGGACCAGGCCAUGGCCUCACGGGAGGAGCUGCACGCGCAGUGCGCCCGGGGCCUGCAGGAGAAGGACGAGCUACGCAAGAGGGUCCGAGAGCUGGGCGAAAAGGCCGACGAGCUGCAGCUGCAGCUGUUCCAGAGCGAGGGCCGGCUGCUGACCGCUGAGGCCCGGCUCAAGCAGCAGCAGAUGGACACCCUGGUCCUGAGCUCUGACCUGGAAGACAGCUCCCCCGGGAACUCACAGGAGGAUGGCCUAACAGGACAACCUGCCUCUCUCUGCAAGCUCUCACUGCCCCAGGACCUGGAGGAUGACAGACAGCGCUCAGACAAAGGCAGCGUGGCCAAGCCUGAGAACGUGGAACAGCAGCCCUUCGUGUCCCUGCAGAAGGAGCCGCUCUCGCUUAGUCCCCAUGAGCCUGGCCCGAGUGUGGGCGGGGAGCCCCCGGAGAAGGAGCGGCGGCGCCUCAAGGAGAGCUUCGAGAACUACCGCAGGAAGCGAGCGCUCAGGAAGGUGCAGAGCAGCUGGCAGCAGGGCGAGGGCGACCGCGGGAACACCACCGGCAGCGACAACACAGACACCGAGGGCUCCUAGUCCACCGGAGAAGCGCGCUCCCCCAGUCUCCUCCCUCCAUCUCCUCCCCCCGCGGAGGCGCGCGCCCGUGUCCAAGCCG
Octodon degus (degu) is the source of this 3053-nucleotide messenger RNA. RefSeq names its product caspase recruitment domain family member 9 (gene Card9). The transcript has 12 exons. Gene Ontology annotation, biological process: regulation of apoptotic process; positive regulation of canonical NF-kappaB signal transduction. Bases 1319 to 2974 code for a protein of 551 amino acids. The record is from RefSeq and is a predicted model, not a curated record. NCBI's taxonomy places the organism in Eukaryota, Metazoa, Chordata, Mammalia, Rodentia, Octodontidae.